AUGCACCCGGCUAGUAACAGUUCAAUACCUUCUUUGAGAGCAGUGUAUGAUACAACACUAGAUGAAGACGAUAAUGAAGAUGACCAUGACCAUGACAAAGAAGUAGAGGAUAGUGCUGAAGAUGAGGUAUCUGAUGACCCGAAUGACUCUUCGUCAGCAGCUCACGGUAGAGAUAUUGAAGGCUUGGAGGAGUUCAACUAUAAAGAAUCUACCUCAGAUAUUGUAUCGUCUGUAUCUUUUCUCAGUCGACGUAUCACUCGAAAUUACGCCAGUGAAUUCAUCCUACCCGAUGAUACACGUGUAGCUGUGAGUCGUCUUGAAGGUAUCUAUCCUAUGGACAAUAGUGAACAAGUUAUACUAAGCCUAUCCGUUGGUCAUAAGAAUAUAUAUACUGGUCAGUAUUCACCAGAGGCUUAUCAGUCGACGUCUACACAUCCUGUCGGUGCAGAUGCCUGCAGCAAUCGAGUAUCCAUGAGUAGUUCAGAGAAAACCAACACUUCAACGGAGAAAAUGGUGAACAAGUCUGAUGACAAUCAAACUGCAGAUGAUAAAUAUUCAGAUGGAAUGGAGAGAAAAUCAUCGAAACUCAACAGUGAAAAUCAAAGUGAAUCUGAUUCAGUGAAGAUGAAUUCAAGUGCUUCAGAGACUUCGUUUGCGUAUAUCUCUCGAGGAUUACAGAUUGUUGACUACCUGGAUGACGAUCUUUGGGCAGCCACUAUUUUGCAGUGUGAUAAUGGAUCAAAUGCUGAUUUAUUAAGACAACUUGAAGCUGGCUGUCGUUUGGAACCAGAAGCGUAUAGGAUGGAACGUAUACAAACUGUAAAAAAUCGCGAAACUGUCAUCGACUUCCCCAGCAAACCAACAGUCAGGACGAUAAACCUGAGUCGAUCUACAAGUGAGACAGAUUCAGUCGAUACAACAGUUACUGCGGUAGAUUUAGACACAGAAUCGUGA
Molecule: messenger RNA, 954 nt
Organism: Heterobilharzia americana
Lineage: Eukaryota; Metazoa; Platyhelminthes; Trematoda; Strigeidida; Schistosomatidae
Source: the annotation of a GenBank genome assembly